This is a messenger RNA of Drosophila miranda, 2941 nucleotides long. RefSeq lists its product as uncharacterized. Bases 548 to 2383 code for a protein of 611 amino acids. NCBI's taxonomy places the organism in Eukaryota, Metazoa, Arthropoda, Insecta, Diptera, Drosophilidae. The transcript has 3 exons. The record is from RefSeq and is a predicted model, not a curated record.
AUUUUCAUUUCAACGUUUGUGUGCGACGAGUCGUCUUCUGUCUCUCCAUCUUGUGUGUGGCGUUUCGAGUGCGUCCUGUCCAGCGUCCAGCUCAUCGCGACCCGCUGCGCGUCCCGUGUUCGCUGUGCCCCGAAUAUAACCCAUAUAUGAAAUUGGAAUAAAAAACAAGCGAACAACACUCUCGAUUUACUCUUUUUUUCAAUUUGUGCAUCGAACAUAUUCGAGAUCAGAUCCAAUACGAUCCGAUCCGAUCCAAUUAAGAAAGCGAAACAAGAAAGGAAACAGCUUUCAACGUGAUCCGCCGCUGUGCCAUCCAACCCAGCCAAAGCCCCCAAGGCCAAGGAUUUACAGUGCCCGAAGAAACAACGAGAGGCAACAUCCACCACAACGACGGAGUGAAGAAAGCCACAAAGAGCUGUCCGCGCCGUAGGAAGAAGAAGCAAAAACAAAAAAAAUAUAUAAAGAUAACUUUUUUGUUGGGUUCCAAAUCGCCAAUUUGGAAUUUCAAUUUCAACAGAGAACACCACACACAUAGAACCAGAUCAAAAUGGGACACCACCUGACGCGACGCAGUUGCCUCUUGGCCAUAGUUCUUUGCUUGAUAUUCAACACGAAGCAUCUGGCGGUGCAUGGCGAUGCCUCACACAUCGAAUCCGCCGCUUUGCCACUGGAACACAGAGCCGGCUAUGGCCCGCCGGCGCCCAUUUAUGGCGCACCACAGGGGCCACUGAGCACUGGAGCCACCAAUGACCUGUCCGAGGAGGCCUGGCCGCUGGCCAGCACCAACGACAGUCCCCAGAUCAAGCACCUGCAGGUGCAGUGCGAGAAGACCCACAUGCGGGUGAACAUCGAGUUCGACCGUCCCUUCUACGGCAUGAUCUUCUCCAAGGGCUUCUACAGCGAUCCGCAUUGCGUGCACCUCAAGCCAGGCACUGGCCAUCUGAGCGCCACCUUCGAGAUCUUCCUCAAUAGCUGCGGCAUGACCAGCUCGGCCAACCAUAAUGCGGCUGGCUAUGGUGCACCCACUCCCUCAGGCAGCUACGUAGAGAACACGAUCAUCAUCCAGUACGAUCCAUAUGUGCAGGAGGUGUGGGAUCAGGCCCGCAAGCUGCGCUGCACCUGGUACGACUUUUACGAGAAGGCCGUGACCUUCAGGCCCUUCCAGGUGGACAUGCUGCACGCGGUGACGGCUAAUUUCUUGGGCGACAAUCUCCAGUGCUGGAUGCAGAUCCAGGUGGGCAAGGGACCAUGGGCCUCUGAGGUCUCUGGAAUCGUAAAGAUCGGUCAGACAAUGACCAUGGUGCUGGCCAUCAAGGACGACGAGAACAAGUUCGACAUGCUCGUCCGCAACUGCGUCGCCCACGACGGAAAGAGGGCCCCCAUCCAGCUGGUGGACCAGAACGGCUGCGUUGUCCGGCCAAAGAUCAUGAGCAAGUUCCAGAAGAUCAAGAACUUCGGCCCCUCCGCCUCUGUGGUCAGCUUCGCCUACUUCCAGGCCUUCAAGUUCCCUGACUCCAUGAACGUCCACUUCCAGUGCGUUAUCCAGGUGUGCCGCUACAACUGCCCCGAGCCCAAGUGCGGUCCCGGCCUUCCCGGCGGCGAGUACGGUCUGCCCCAGUUGGGCGGCAACGGUCUGUCGGAGGAGUAUGGUCCUCCAGAGGCGUACGAACGCAACGACUUUGCCCUGGGCGGUCUGCCCCCAGCAGCAUAUCCCGAUCCUCGCCAUCCCGCCUCCGAUGCCACCGGCGCGUACUCCGAGAACCAGCCCGAUGUGGUGCCCUCGCCCCAGGCCCAGACCUCCUCCGCUGUUCCCACAGCUGACUCUGCGGCAGGACCAGGAUCUGGCCCAGCCAGCUCCCAGUCGCCCCAACAGGCACAGGCCAACAGCAACGAGCUGGGACUGCCUCCUCCGCCACUGCCCGGCCAGCCUGGACAGUACAGCACCGUGAAGCGCAAGGAUGACCUCAGUGCCGGUGGCAAUCUCGUGUCUCUGGGCGGACGCCCGCGAUCAGUUGAGGGUCUCGAUGACUUAAGGGGCGUGCGCCGACGUCGCGACACCAUGGACAUUGUGGUCAAGCCGCAGCGAAUCUACAAACGCAAUGCCCAGGAGAUGACGGACGUGAACACGAGCCGCAUCAUUCAGGUGGUGGCUCCGGGCGACGUGAACUUUGCCCUCAACAGCAAUGCCAGCAAUGAGACGGUGGUGAUCCAGUCAGCCCGUUCUGCCGAUGCCGAGACCAUCUGCAUGUCGGUGCCCAGCUUCGUGGGUGGUCUGGUGAUGCUGCUCCUCGUACUGGCCGUGGCCUCUCUAGUCGCCGCCUUCCUCUUUGUGCGCGUCCGCCACUUUGAUCGCAAGGGCGCGGGCAUGGCCUACGUCAACUAAAGGAAUCAGAAUCAAAAGCAGAAUCGAACUGGGAUUCAGAAUCAUCAGCAUCAGCAUCAGCAUAAGCGACGACACGGCGUGAACAGAAAACCAAAUCAGUUUUAUGUGCACUAAAUGGAUUCACCCUCGUCAUCCUCAUCAUCCCACUCCUCCACACUCUAUUUAUUUUUUUUUGGUUAUUUAUUGAGUUUCCCCCGACUCGAAUGGUUUCUAUAUUUUACCACAGAAUGCCCCUACACCUACAAUGCUUAACUAUCAAUGGUUUCCUUAGUUAUUAACGAAUCGAACUUGAAACAUACGGAAUUGCGGCGUAAUUUCGUGCAUUGUCAGACUUGUUAAGUUUCAGUUAUACAAUUAUAUAUAAUAAUGAAAGAUAUCUGGAACCAGAUAAGGAUAAGGCGUCAAAUGUUACAUAUAUAUUAUACAUACAUAUACUAUAUCGUAAUCGUUUAUCGUAAAAGGCGGCAGACAUGGAAAAGCAGAAAAUCGUUUACAAUAAGUUAAUAUAGCAGAUGUAUAUAUUAAAUUAUUUAUUUAUUACUUUAUUUGAUAGCUGCG